Molecule: messenger RNA, 1675 nt
Organism: Salmo salar (Atlantic salmon)
Lineage: Eukaryota; Metazoa; Chordata; Actinopteri; Salmoniformes; Salmonidae
Source: RefSeq, a predicted model, not a curated record
AACUGAGGAUGGCACAGCUGGUGUCUGGUUAAUUUUCUGGAGAGGGUAGAGGGGGCAGGCUCAGUCUCUAGGAGUUACAUGUAUCUGUAUCCAGCUGUAGGGAGCAGAAAACUGUCAGUCAGUGGACUGGGCUGGAAGAGAGACAUCAAGCAGAAGAGUGCUGGGAAGUGAACAUCAAUAGAUAGACAAGACUGUGAACGAGAGGUUUGACUAGCUGUCAAGGUGUCAAGAGAAAAUAUAUUGUUGUGGAGAUCUGACCUGGGAGCUGAGGAAACAUGGGAGUGUACAAUGAACAAGGGGAGGCCCUUGGUGAACAAGAUUCACAGGAGGGCAUGACCCCCAAAGACAGACAAGGGGGGGUUAGUGGUCGCCAUGGUAUCCCGAGCCCCAUGUCCCUGCGUAGACAACACUCCAAACUCCCUCCUACAGAUGUGUUCAACGACGUCAUGUACAUGGUGGGCGGCUGGACCCAGGAGGAUCCAUCCUGCCCGGUGGAACAGUUCUGUCCCCUGGAGAAUGAGUGGAAGAACAUGGCCUCCAUGAUCAAUCACCGUGGUAACGUGGCCGUGUACGGCCUGGCCGGGAAGAUCUACACGGUGGGCGGGUCCGAUGGUGUCACGUGCAAAAGCAGCGUGGAGAGGUACAACCCAGAGACCAACACCUGGAGUAACGACGUGGCUCCCCUGAGCAGCCCCCGCAGUGGGGUGGGUCUGGUGGAGAUGGAUGGAUAUCUGUACGCCCUUGGAGGAUACGACGGCAUGGUCUGCACCAACACUGUUGAGAGAUAUAAUCCCAAAAUGAAUAGCUGGACAAAGCAGGCACCGAUGCUGAGCCGACGUUCUGGGGCAACGGCUGCUGUGAUGGAUGGUCAGCUAUACGUGAUUGGAGGCAGCGAUGGCAACGCACCCAUGAACACAGUGGAGCGUUUCAAUCCCUUGGAUGGGAUGUGGUAUGCGUGUACCCCUAUGCUGACCCCUAGAGAGAACGCGGGCUGCUGUGUGUACCUGGGACGUCUCUUCGUGGCCGGAGGAAGAGAUGAACUCAACCUGGAGCUCAGCGCUGCAGAGAAGUUUGAUCCAGACGCUCUGAGUUGGACCCCCGUCAAACGCAUGAGAUGCAAGAGAAACAACAUGUCUCUGAUGGUGUUCAACGGGUCGUUGUUGGCUGUGGGAGGCUCUGAUGGCAUCACCAAUCUGAAAACAAUAGAAGUCUACAACCAUGAGUCAAAUACAUGGAGACACUUUGGGAGCAUGAAGACCAAACAUCCAGGAGGCCACGUUGCCAUGUUGAAGACCAAACACAGUUACAGCCUGUAACUGGAAAUUAUAAUGUUGCUGGACAAUAGCAUAUGGAUUUAUUAUAUAGAUUUGUAUACUGUGUAUGUCCAUGUCGAAAUAGUACUGUAAUCCCCCGUAUAGUAUGUAAACAUGCAUGGCUAUUUAUUUCACUUUUAUUUAACCCAGAAGUCUUUCCUAAGAAAUGAAACUAUGCACCAGGAGUGUCAUGCACCCAUUAUUUUAGAGGGGGCACGAAGUACAUGAGGAUGGAGGGGGCGUUGUCCAGGUUGGAGAAUUUAGCAUUUUUUAAACACCAAAAAUAGCUUUAACCUGCAAUCUCACGCCAUAAUCAUUAUGACUAAUUCUAUGUAAAAAAAUAAAUUUAAAAAAAUGAAGUA